ACUGACUCAUGCGCAUUCGUCUAGUGAUUGAAAAGGAUUACAGAGAUAAGGAACGUGCCGUAUUAUUUAUUACUUCGUGUUGUUAUGGGGCAUUGCCCCUUGUACUUUCCAUAUGAGUUUCGUCAGGACUUGACGUAAAUGUUUGUGUUUAAUCAAGUAUUGCAAUGGAAGGAGGUAAAAGUAAAUAAAUCUGGGACAUAAAUCCAUUCCAGGGUUCACACAGCAACAGUCAACAAAUGAUAGUCCAAAGUCGUAGAUGUUGAUUCCGCUCAGGCUCUCCCGUCGCUGCUGCUACUGCUAGCUUCCCCUCAGCCAGAUGAACGGGCGCUCAGCACUCGACCGGAUGAAGACCAAGAACUUUUCUAUGAUCCUGGUCUUGAUCAUAGUGUCCAGCGUCUCAGUAUGGUUUCUCUCCUAUCCCUCCUCUCCCAGCAUACAGGGCAUCGUCUCCAAGACACAGUCAGGCCUCCGGAGGCUGCCAGCUAACAUGAAGGUGGAAGACAAAGGGCUCACGGUGGAUCCAAUGUACCUACAGCGACUCGGACUUGCUCCCUCGUCGAGCAUUGGGCGUCUCAGCGGAGCUCUCUUGCCAGGCAAAUCUUCGUCGUCAGGUCUUCCGGCAGCUCCCAGCGGCCUUGACUCUUCAGCUGACCAGGUGCUCCCAUCCCCGAAGAUGACCUCCGGCCUGCCUGUGAUCGCCAGUGGGGCUCGACCCGAUCACUUUGAGGAAGCAGCGGUGUUGAUGCGGUCGGUGUACAACUUGCUGCCCAACUAUAAGCUGGUGGUGUACGACCUUGAUCUCUCCUCCUCCGAGCUUGUCUUGCUGAAGAAAUACUGCAACACCACGUGGAACUGCGAGAUCAGGAAGCUGUUGUUUGAGAAAUACCCGUCACACCUCAAGUACUUGGACAUUCGUAGCUACCGACCCGUGUGCAUUCAGGAAAUGCUGAACACGUACGGAGCUGUAGUGUGGGUAGACGACGGCUUCUACUUCACCGAGGGGAACCUUACCCUCAGUUUGGACCGGGCUCGUGCAUCUGGCAUCCAGGGCUGGCCCAUCAAGUACCCAACUUCGUCUUUCACUCACCAAAAAAUGUUUCAGUUCUUCAACACAGAUCAAAAGCACUACUAUUUCCAGCAUCUGAUAGAAUCGUCUCACCUGAUCCUGUACAACACAGAGCGAUUGGCGCAGCGCGUCAUGCUGCCCUGGGUCAAGUGUGCACUGCUGGAGGAGUGCAUUAACCCGCCCGGUGCGCAAAACUCGGGCUGCAACUAUGCCCGCCGGCCCUACUUCUUGUACAGUGGCUGCCAUGGUUAUGAUAUGUCAGCGCUCAACGUGCUGUUGGGCAUGGCGUUCAGCAUGGAGGAGUCCAGCUACACUGCGACCCAAGGGCUUUUCGGGAGUCUGCGAGAAGACAAGCUGCGUGCUGAGAACAAGACGCAGCUUUCUUAUGAGGUCGGCAUCGGAGUAGGGCUGAAUAUGAAAAUGUAAUAUUUUUGUUAUGUUAUUAAGAGUUCCCAGCCUAGUUUUUUUAUACGCAUUUGUUUGCUUUUAAAGUAUAUAUUAUUGGGGGGGGUGGGGGGUUCUUGUUUUAUUUUGCUUACGGUUAGACAAAUGUUUUCAUAAUUAUUAAGUAUACCAGCCCUUUGAGCUCUGUUUCCAGGAGGCUUUUGGUUAUUGAAAGGAUUAUGCCUUUUAUUGUAUCUUACCGCCUGUUUAUGAAAUUAGGUUGUCUUGAGAGACUUCAGUUUGGCUUAGAAAUAACUAUUUUCAGUCGGCUUGAAGGACCUUUCUAGCUUAACUCUUGUCCUGCAUGUGUGCUGAGAUGCGAAUCUUAUCAGCAACCUAUUACGUCGGACAUUCCGGGCAGGC
This is a messenger RNA of Aplysia californica (California sea hare), 1873 nucleotides long. RefSeq lists its product as uncharacterized. The transcript is spliced from 6 exons. Bases 317 to 1492 code for a protein of 391 amino acids. NCBI's taxonomy places the organism in Eukaryota, Metazoa, Mollusca, Gastropoda, Aplysiida, Aplysiidae. The record is from RefSeq and is a predicted model, not a curated record.